AUGUGGUAUAAUGGGGAUGAAUAUGUUCUUGAGAACUUUAUUAACCAACGUUAUCGUUUAUACGGGGAAUUGGACGGAGUUCGUGGUUCCAUGGCAUUGGCUCUUCGGGCUCUUAGUUCGUUGGAAGAUGAGGAUGCGGGUGCCUAUGAUACGGAUGAUCGAUAUGGUUCGGGUGUGGGCGCUGCCUUGAUGGUUAGGGUUCAAACCGAUGCAGAUCUUCUAUCUGCUACACUUUACAAUGAAUCUUUGGAACGAAUGGUUGUUUAUAUGCGUAAAAGAGAGCAGAUGAUAUUAAAAGAUAUACGAUAUAUUUCAGCGAUUAUAAGGGAGUUAUUGUCUGGUUAUUAA
Molecule: messenger RNA, 348 nt
Organism: Phytomonas sp. Hart1
Lineage: Eukaryota; Euglenozoa; Kinetoplastea; Trypanosomatida; Trypanosomatidae
Source: the annotation of a GenBank genome assembly